AUGUCGACCACCAGCUCCCCCAGCUCCCCCAGCGCUCCCCAACCAGCAGCAUUUAUCGACGAUAAAUCCCCACACUGCAUCCCCUUCAUCCUCUCCCUCCUCUCCUCCCCCAACAAUACCACCUCUUCCACUACCGCUCCCUCCCCCUCUCCCUCCCCCUCCCUCGCUAGCAAACCCUUGAUCAUGGCCCUCAACGGCAUCCAAGGCUCGGGGAAAACAACCCUCGUCUCCUCCCUAGCCACAACCCUCCGCUCCCCUCCGCACAACCUCCCCACCCUCGUCCUCAGCAUCGACGACCUCUACCUGCCCCACGCCUCGCAAGCCGCCCUCGCCGCCUCCCACCCUGAAAAUCCCCUCGUGCAGCACCGAGGCGUGCCCGGCACGCACGACUUGGCCCUCGCGCGCGCCCUGUUCGCCGCACUGCGGACUGGCAGCGAGUGCCGCGUCCCGGCGUACGAUAAGGCCGCCUACGACGGGCAGGGUGAUCGCGUCCCGGAAGCGCAGUGGCAGGUCGUCAAUCGAGAGGGCGAGGAGGAAAAGAAGGUGCGCGUCGUGAUUUUCGAGGGCUGGUGCGUCGGCUUCUCCGCCCUGCCGGAGGCGGAAGUGGUUCGGAGGAGAGAGGGCCCGAAUCGGACGUUGAGCAAGAACCGGCUGGAGGAUCUGCUGUUUGUGAAUCAGAGGUUGGCGGAGUAUGACCAGGUGCUGAAUCGCGAGUUUGAUGCGUUUAUCCAUCUCGAUGCCGAGGACACGGACUACGUGUACAAGUGGCGGCAGGAGCAAGAGGCGGCGUUGCGGAGAGAGAAGGGGAUGGGGAUGAGUGUGGAGCAGGUUACAAGAUUCGUGGAUGGGUAUUAUCCUGCUUAUGAGCUUUACACCGCGAGAUUGCGGGGAGGUAUCUGUCGAGGGAAGGAGGGUGCGCAAUGGAAGAAUUUGAGAUUGAUUAUUGGGAGUGAUAGGAGGGUUAAGGAGGUUACGAGGAUAUAG
Molecule: messenger RNA, 984 nt
Organism: Drepanopeziza brunnea f. sp. 'multigermtubi' MB_m1
Lineage: Eukaryota; Fungi; Ascomycota; Leotiomycetes; Helotiales; Drepanopezizaceae
Cellular component (GO): cytoplasm
Source: RefSeq, a predicted model, not a curated record